AUGAAGAAGACACCGUCAGGAGAGGUUGUUAUUGUUCCUCGUAACUUCAAGUUGCUCGAGGAGCUUGAGAAGAGUGAGAAAGGCCAUGGCGAUAUGGCAAUCUCAUUUGGUUUGGUGGAUACUGGCGACACUUUCUUGACAGAGUGGAACGGCGGUAUUCUGGGUCCUCCUGGGACCUACCAUGACAGUCGCUUCUACCAACUGCGAAUUCACUGUCCCGAGAAAUACCCGGCCGUCCCGCCAGAAGUUCGUUUCAUUUCCAAAAUCAACAUGACGGCUGUGGACUCCAAGACGGGCGUCGUCAAUGAAAAGAAGAUUCCUGCCAUGCGCAACUGGAGUCGCAACAUGGGGAUUGAACAGGUGCUGCAAUCUAUCCGUGCCGAGAUGUGCUCGGAUCAGAAUCGACGACUUCGGCAACCGGCCGAAGGUUCCACCUUUUGA
Molecule: messenger RNA, 441 nt
Organism: Seminavis robusta
Lineage: Eukaryota; Bacillariophyta; Bacillariophyceae; Naviculales; Naviculaceae
Source: the annotation of a GenBank genome assembly